Solanum dulcamara is the source of this 956-nucleotide messenger RNA. RefSeq lists its product as uncharacterized. The coding region runs from base 133 to 648 and encodes 171 amino acids. The record is from RefSeq and is a predicted model, not a curated record. Lineage: Eukaryota; Viridiplantae; Streptophyta; Magnoliopsida; Solanales; Solanaceae. The transcript has 3 exons.
AACCAACAAUCAAAACUUAAUUGGGUGUUUUAUCCUUGUUCGAGUCCUUGGUGAAACAGACCUUAAUCCCCUGUAAGGGAGCGACAGAAGGAGUCUAAAGAGGAGUUUCCAGAAGGAGACGAAGAAAUAAAAAUGUCUUUGGUGGACUAUGCAUCGUCCGACGAAGAAGAAGAAGAGCUUCAUGAACAAGAUAAACAACUGAACAAAGCGGAGGAACCCUUACCCACCCCUUUGGAUCCAUUACCAACCAGAAACGACAAUCUCCAUCUUCCUCAACCGCAAAACCAGAAGAUUGGUUCGUCAUUAAAUAAAGAACACUUGUCAAGUUUAUCGGAGUCCUCCGAACUGAAACUCCCUGAUGCAUCACUUCUAUUAAAUUCACCUACAAUGCGAGGCCAUCUUGGACACAAUACUGACCAUUCUUCCCGAGUUGCAGCAGCCAUGGCUGAAAAUGCAACACGGAAGCGGGAUAUAAAUGUUUCAGCGUCCACUUUUCCACGCAGUAAGAUUCCUAAAGGAACUUUGCCUCACAUGAAGAAUGUCCCUGAAACAGAAGGUGGUCUUCUGCUCCCACCUCAACUUACCGGAAGGAGCAACAUUGUUACAGAAGACAUCAGCAAGCUAUUUCGGAAGAAGACCUCGUCUUAGUUGCGCACACAGUGACAGAAAUCUCUGUGGACCUAACUGUAGUUUUAAUUCAGUAGAUUCUCUAUGCGAUUCUAGUAGAAAUUAACACAACUGUUGUAAGAUAUUUGGUUGUAUUGAUACUGAUUACUGAGAUGGCUGCUCUCAGCAGUUCUGGUUGAGGUUGAAGUUGAAGUGAUGGACUACUUUUUGUACAGAAUUUCUGCAACCAUACAUUCUUUGUGUGUUGAUUGGUUCUUGGAAUGUGUACUCGCUAGACAUCAUAUGAGAGUGAAGCGUUAUAUUGAAUUGAAUAACCCAGUUUACAGCUG